AUGCAUUUUAAAACUGUAAGGCUUACGGUGUUACGUAACGAGAUAAAGGCCUUAGUUGCAAAUGUAGUUGAGAAAGAAAAUAUUUCUGAUCCAUAUCUUAGAUGGGGUAUGGAUAGAGAAGACGUUGAUGACAAUGUUUUGAAUGUGCUGGAAAUGCUUCAACCACACAAAAACCUUCGAGCACUGAUGAUUCAUUAUUUUGUAGGUGAACUUCUACCCAAUGGUAUUUUUGUUGAAAACUUUGUUGAACUACGUCUUUCUAAUUGCUACAAAUAUGAAACUUUAUCGAUGUUGGGACAUUUUUCCAAACUUGAGGUUCUUAAAAUUGAUGGGUUAAGAGCUCUAAAAAUUAUUAGAGAGGAAUUUUAUGGGAAUUAUCAUGAUGGUAGAACUUUAUUUCCUAAACGGAAAACAUUUCAUAUUUCAAACAUGAUCCGUUUCGAGCAAUGGAAAGAAGUUGCCACUGUGACGAAUUGUACAACUUUUCCUCAUCUCGAAAGCUUAAUCAUUGAUUCUUGUUUGAGACUAAUAAGUAUUCCAAACAUUUUUGCAACUCAUAGCCAGAGGUUGAAAACUAACACGGUUAAUGCAAGGUUAUUUUCAAGCUUUCAAAGUCCUCCAAAGUUUCAAUUUCUACACAUUGAAUGUUGUAUAAGUUUGGUAAUGCUACCAAACUGGUUAGAGUUUUAUAGCUCACUCGAAGAUUUGUGGAUCUACUCUCGAAAUUAUAUUUCCUCUCCAGCUUUGCAAAAUAUCUCAAACUUGUCUUCAUUAAGACUCGAUAACUUCAAUAACUUUCAAGAAGGGCUUGGUGGUAUUCAUAAUUUGAAAAAGUUGACUGUUAAAGGGCCAAUAAAGCGUUAUGAUUGGAGUCGAUUCAUACCCUUCAAUUCACUUGAAAAUCUUAAGUUGCAUGAUAGAGGAGCUAAUAGCUUAACACAACUUCCUCGACAUUUUGAGCUCCUCAUUGCUUUAAGAUCGUUGUAUAUUGAGAGGUUUAAUGACAUUGAAUCUUUGCCAGAAUAG
This is a messenger RNA of Cucurbita moschata (crookneck pumpkin), 1026 nucleotides long. RefSeq lists its product as uncharacterized. The transcript has a single exon. The coding region runs from base 1 to 1026 and encodes 341 amino acids. Lineage: Eukaryota; Viridiplantae; Streptophyta; Magnoliopsida; Cucurbitales; Cucurbitaceae. The record is from RefSeq and is a predicted model, not a curated record.